CACACGUGUUUGAGUUUCAUAACGCAUAUUGUUUUCAAUCUUUAAUUUUACGGAUUUCCCGCCCCUCAUCCCCUCCCUCUCUCAUUCGAAAAACCAGUACCAAGACCACUUGAAAAUUCAUAAAAAAAAAGUAUUUUUCCCCUUCGUUUUUCUUUUCCAAUCAAAUAUGAAAACAAAUCGAAAGCUCAAGAGAUCAGAUCCAGCAUCAUCAAAGCUGGUUUUGAAAGAGGUUAUUGGAUUAACAACGAAGAAUGCUAACGGAUUAGCUUCCAGCGUCUUAACCUCGACCUGCGUUUACGUGGCCGGUUGCGUUGCGGUGGUCUACGAUGCGGAGUCUGGAACUCAAUCGCAUCUCAUGGUCGCUCAUCGAAUGCCUAAACCUUUGAGCUGUGUCGCCGUCUCUCGUGAUGGCCGCUUGGUAGCUGCGGGAGAGUCAGGGCAUCAACCUUCAGUGUUAGUAUGGGACUGUGUGACUCGUGCCUUCAUAUCUGAACUGAAAGGUCAUCUGUAUGGAGUUGAGUGCAUUGCUUUCUCACCCAAUGGGGAACAUCUGGUGUCUGUUGGAGGAUACAUUUACCUUUGGGAUUGGCGGAGUGGGAUUUUGGUUACAAAGCUCAAAGCAACUUCAUCUUGUUCUGCUGUUACGUCCGUCACUUUCUCUUCAGAUGCAAAAUACAUUAUUACUGCUGGAAAGAAGCACCUGAAAUUCUGGGCUGUUGGAGCAUCUCCAAGGACUCGUAUGAGCAAAGGGAUAAUGUCACUGUCUAUUCAUGCGAAGCCUAUUAAUCUUGGUCCUCAGAAAGGGAGUUCGUUUGUAUCGGUCACGUCCACCAUCAAGACUGAUGGUAGCGUUGUGAGCUCUGAUCAGGUUGAUGAGCUUUUUCCUAUAUUCGCGCUGACUGAUGCAGGAGUUGUAUGCCUCAUAGAUUCUAGGAUGUCUUUAAGAAAUUCGGUUGAUUUAAAGGUUGAAAAAGGAUUUGCACUAUCUGCAUCCAGCAACUUAAUUGCUUGUGCAUGCAGUAAUGGACUAGUACAACUCUUUAAUGUUGAGGAUCUCAGAUAUGUGGGAAGUCUACUGUAUUCUAAGGCCAAAACAUGCCAUGGAGAAAUUGAUCUUUUUGGCCCUAAAGCCAGUGAAAAAAAUUUUCAAUCAGCUCCUACUCUUCCUGAUGCAAUUGCUUGUCAGUUCAUCUCAGAAAAGCUUGUCGUUGUCUAUGGAGAUCAUAGUCUCCAUAUAUGGGAUUUCUAUGAAGAGAAUGAGGCUACCAGGUCCUUUGUUCUUAUUUCUCACUCUGCUUGUAUAUGGGAUAUCAAAAAUCUGUGUUGUGAAAACAUGCACGAUUCAUCUCUUAUGUGCUCGGCUAAGGGAUGUUCUGGAGGAGUCUCCUUUGCAACAUGUUCAGCUGAUGGCACAAUUAGGUUAUGGGAUCUUGUCCUGCAACCUGAUUUAUUAAGGGAUACUUUUGACAAUAAUUCUUUGAUCACUGAAUCAGUGGGGACUAUGAAUAUAGUAAGUGCAGGAAGUUUUGAAAUUGCCACUGCAGAUACGACUUUGGGAAAUCAAGGUUUCCGCUCAAUGGCAGUUAGUUCAGAUGGAAAGUACAUGGCUGUUGGUGAUUGUGAGGGAAACCUUCAUAUCUAUGAUCUUCACAAUUUUGAUUAUACAUGCAUUAAGGAUUCUCAUGAUGCAGAGAUUCUCUCAUUGAGUUUUAGCUUGUCGAGGACAAAGGGUGUAGAUUCUGUGGGAGACACAGAAAAUCAUUACUUGCUUGCUUCUGGGGGACGGGAUCGAAUAAUCCAUCUUUACGAUGUUAAAAGGAAUUUUGAUCUCAUUGAAAGUAUAGAUGACCAUUCAGCUGCUGUGACUGCUGUCAAACUUGCUUGCAAUGGAUGUAAGGUUCUGAGUUGCAGUGCUGAUAGGUCCCUUGUGUUCCGUGAUGUCAGUUUAACGGAUAGCAGAUGUAAGAUUUCACGUCGUCACCAUCAAAUGGCAUCUCAUGGAACUGUCUAUGAUAUGUCUGUAGAUCCACUGAUGGAGGUUGUCGUCACUGUUGGGCAGGAUAAGAAGAUAAACAUAUUUGACAUUGUUAGUGGAAAGCUUACCAGAUCAUUCAAGCUAAAUAAAGACUUUGGUGACCCAAUAAAGGUUACAAUGGACCCUAGCUGCAGCUACAUCAUAUGUUCAUUUUCAAACAAGUCUAUAUGCGUGUAUGAUUUUAUGAGCGGAGAGAUGAUUGCUCAAGCUGCAGGACAUGGAGAAGUUGUGACGGGUGUAAUUUUUUUACCAAAUUGCAAGCAUAUAGUUUCUGUAGGCGGUGAUGGUUGUAUAUUUGUGUGGCAACUUCCUUCUCGCUUGGCUUCCAGGAUGUUACAGAAAGUUAAGGAAAAUUCUGUUUCAUUAUCUCCAAUUACCCCAGCGCUGCCGGUGGCUUUUAGUCAAGCAAUAAUUUGUGGAGAGAUCUGUGGAGAGGUAGACCAGCCAUGCAGAAUUGAUUCCAAAGAUUCGUUGCCAGCUGAGAGCUCCAGUCAACUCAAACAAAGAGCUACUUAUCAUGGAUGGAAUUCUCAAGAGACCUAUGCAUUUAAAUUAAGCAUUUCUAGACUUCCAAAAUGGGCGCAAGACAAAGUAACAAGCUCUGAUUUUGUCCAGAGAAAUCUUGAGUUCACUUCACCCCAGGAAAAGCAAGUAGAACCAAAAACUUCAUCACCUUUGAUUAGCAAUGGUGGGAGUCAUGAUUCAUUGUGCCACGAAUAUCAAACUCCAACUGGUCAUUGUUCAGGAGGCAGCAACUCGUGCCUCAGUCGCCUAUGCAAAAGUUCUUCCAAUUUUAGUAAAAGCAGAAGUUCUGCAUCACCAGAAGAGCUUGCAAGCCGCUCUGCCACAGAAGAUCAUUGGUUCACUAUCUAUAAUGUACGUCUGGAUCUUCUGAAUUCCCCAGAGGUUCAAAAUCUGAAAGAUGUAAAGAUGGCAGUGUCAUCACCAAAGUUGGUGCAAGGCCUAGCUGAGAUACCAAGUGAGAGUGAACAUUCUUUAGGUAAUAGGGGUGAACAUACUUGUCUUAGGAGUUUUGAUUUGCUGAGCAAGGAUCAGAAUAGUAUUCUUGGCACGGAGGGUAGAAAAGUUUACCGCGAGGUAGUUUCUGAUGUGUUGCAUUCUGAAAAAACAGAGCAAGACGCUAUGGAUGUUAAUGCCUUCCAUAUGAAGUCUGAGGACAGUGAUCUGUUCAAGGAGCAUUUUGGCAACCUGUCUGCAAUACUCAAGGUAGAGAAAAGGCAAUCAUCUACUAGAAGAAGAUACUCUUCUCAAUAUUUUGUACGGCGGGAUCAUUUUGUGGGCAGUAAAAGACUUUUUGAUACGUCUAUGCAAAACAUAGGUGUGUUAAACCUGGAGAAAGAAUCUGCCAUCAAUGUCACUUUGGAGGAUCCUGUGUUCCAGGAACAGCAAGUGGACCUAAACUCAACAGAAUGCCUGCUUACCCCAAGUUCUCCUUCUCGAGAUGGAAAGGAUAAAGAGGAUUCAUCAACCAUUGAAGAAACCAUGGCUGAUCAAAAGCCAUAUGCUGAUGGAGAAAGUGAAGCAGUACGGGAGAAAAUCACUGCAUGUAGGGAAGCAUUACUCAGCCUGGAUGCUGCUGCCGAGGAUGUUUUCCAGUUAUUUGCAAAAUUAGGCACAGAAUUCCCUAUUGAAGAGUUUUCAAGUGCAUCUGGAGCUCAGUUAUACGAUGAAGCAACUGAACUACUCCCAAAGAUUGCUGAAAAAGUCAAUGCUGUAGCUGAAUUGGUACAAAAUAAUAAUACUAGCAACAUAAGUUCAUCCAGAAAUAGUGUCGAAGGCUCAACAUUCGAACCCUUGUUAGGAACACUGGCUGAGAGCCUCUCAAAAAAGUUUGUUGAAAUACUAAAACAGAAUCUCGCCACUGUUUAA
Durio zibethinus is the source of this 3925-nucleotide messenger RNA. RefSeq names its product Transducin/WD40 repeat-like superfamily protein. The record is from RefSeq and is a predicted model, not a curated record. Lineage: Eukaryota; Viridiplantae; Streptophyta; Magnoliopsida; Malvales; Malvaceae. Gene Ontology annotation, molecular function: protein binding.